This is a messenger RNA of Ceraceosorus bombacis, 2485 nucleotides long. Lineage: Eukaryota; Fungi; Basidiomycota; Exobasidiomycetes; Ceraceosorales; Ceraceosoraceae. The record is from the annotation of a GenBank genome assembly.
AUGCCUGCAAACAACAUGCGCAGGCCAUCCACGCCUGAUCGAGAAGCCAAAAAAGAAGCAGAGACUGAAAGCGGCGUGCACGUCGCGACUAAUGACCGUGACGACGCCGAGGUUAGUGACAAGGACAGCUCUCUGAACGAAAAGGACAACGAAAAGCAAGGCGACCGCAAGCUUUCGGAACAAGAUCCCAAUGCCCUUCUGGCCAACCCGCUCAAAGCCUUCAGCCGAGUAGAGGUGGCAGAGAGAGCCAGAGCUUGGGCUGACGAAGCUGGCCUGGGCGAGGACAGAGAGCUAUUUGCCCGCGCUGCACUCGUGGCGCAGAAUCCCACUCGAUGGGACGAGAUGCCCGAAUUGUCGCAAGAGGAGAAGGAUGCCCUGACCUUUGAGCGAGACCAUCCUUAUCGGCAACCAAAGGCGCUCUGGCUCUUGGUACUGACGGUCUCGCUUUCUGCAGCGGUGCAAGGCAUGGACCAAAGCGCCAUCAAUGGAAGGUGGGUGCGCAGCACGGUAGCUGCUCGGUUGGAAUUCUUCGUUGAUCCCCACGUGCCAUUUCCCAUCUCAGCUUGCUUUUCUUCCCGGAGCAGUUCGGAAUCGCCGACAGAUACGAUGGGUGGCUGACGGGCAUCAUCUCAGCUGCGCCUUACUUCUCCUGCGCCGUCUUCUCAUUCCUUAGCUCGCCAUUGAACUACUACUUUGGGAGAAGGGGGACCAUUGCCAUCACGUGUGUGAUUGCCAUGGUCACCUGCAUCUGGGCGGCAGUCGUGCCCAGUUGGGAGUUGCUCUUGGCUUCAAGGGUUGUCCUUGGUCUGGGAAUCUCUCCCAAAAGUGCCACAACGCCCCUAUAUGCAGGUGCGUCUGACUCGCUGGAUCGAACAUGCUAGCGCCCGGGAAUGCGGAGCUGACAAAAUCUCCCGACCUGCAGGCGAAUGUGCACCAGCAAAGAUCCGUGGACUCUUGGGCAUGCAGUGGCAGACCUGGACGGCUUUCGGCAUCGCACUUGGACAAGCAGCUUCCCUGGCAUUUUACGGAGUGCCGGACAGCAGAGGCAUCGAGGGUCUCAACUGGAGGUUGAUGCUUGGUGCUCCGGCUGUGCCACCCCUUGCCGUCUUGGCGCUCGUUUAUCUAUCGCCCGAAUCGCCCCGUUGGUAUCUGGGCAAAGGACGAAAAGCUGAAGCCUUCCGCUCGAUGAGGCGUCUGCGAAACACACCGUUGGAAGCCGCACGAGACAUCUACUAUGCCAACGAAUUGCUCGAAGCUGAGAAGCACCUUGGCGCCAACAAGCAGCGCAACGCCUUGCUCGAGCUCGCAUCUGUUCCGCGCAACCGAAGAGCUGUAGAAGGGUAAGUCCAUCCGUGAUCGCGCACACUACUCUGCACGCGUCGCUGACCUGACUAUUAUCACGUUUCAGAGCUUCGUUCGUGAUGUUCAUGCAGGUGGGUAGAGCGCGCAUGCGUACGUGUGGUUGACAGAGCACGGACUCACCGAUUGACUCCUAUGCGAAACUGGCAGCAAUUUUGCGGUAAGCGUGGUGUAGGAUGAGCCAACGGUGCCUUGCAAAUGUGCGGCUGACCAAUAGCUGGCACUACACGCUUGCAGGCAUUAAUGUGAUUUCGUACUUCUCAUCGCAAAUUUUCGUAGAUGCAGGUAAGUGGCAGGAACUGGUCGAGAAAUUGGUGAGAGCUGAGAGCUGAUCAUCCUUUUCCGUUUGCCCUCCCUUUCAGGCGCCACUCCUCGCAACGCGCUUGUUGCAAGCUUUGGCUGGGGAGUGCUCAAUUGGCUCGCUGCGGCUCCUGCAUUCAUCUCGAUCGACAAAUUUGGCCGUCGAACGCUGCUAUUGAUCGGGUAUCCAUGCAUGAUGGUCUGCCUCUUGAUCUCUGCCUUCUCAUUUCUCGCUCCUCAAGGCUCCCCCGGCCGUAUCGGAGGCGUUGCCGUCGGCAUCUACCUUCAUUGCUUAGCCUACAGUCCUACUGCCGGUCCUGUCCCAUUUACGUACUCUGCCGAGAGCUUCCCUUUGUAUGUUCGAGAGAGCGGAAUGGCUUGGGCAGGUGAGACAGGUGCUCCGAUACGUCUUGCCCCGCUCGGACUGCUACUGAUCGCUGUAGCGGGCAUACGUCUACCCCAUUUUACAGUCUCUGUUUGUUGGUUUUUCAACGGAGUUCUUUCCCUCACGUGGCCGUCGAUGCAACGCAAUUUAGGCUCGACGGGAGCGUUUGCAUUCUAUGCAGGCUGCAAUGGCGUCGCAUUCGUCGUCGCCUACUUCUUCCUCAAAGAGACCAAAGGACUCACGCUCGAGGAGCUGGACUCAGUCUUUGGCGUCAGCAACCACGAUCACGCGAUUUACCAAGCAGGAAAAGCAUCGUACUAUGCGAGCCGUCUGACGGGCAAGCGAGCAUCCAAACCAGAACCUCUCUACGCCCACGAGAAGCUGAGCGCGGAAGAGCGCGCGGCGCGUGGGACAUUGGCACCGGUCGCAAUGGGCCACUAG